Meira miltonrushii is the source of this 1572-nucleotide messenger RNA. Its product is annotated as maltose permease MAL31. Gene Ontology annotation, cellular component: membrane. Gene Ontology annotation, molecular function: carbohydrate:proton symporter activity. Bases 1 to 1572 code for a protein of 523 amino acids. Gene Ontology annotation, biological process: transmembrane transport; carbohydrate transport. The record is from RefSeq and is a predicted model, not a curated record. The transcript has a single exon. Lineage: Eukaryota; Fungi; Basidiomycota; Exobasidiomycetes; Exobasidiales; Brachybasidiaceae.
AUGACUGUUACUCAAUUGGAAGUGGCGGCCGAAGAAAAUGCAAAGAAAGAAGUUGAGCAAACGGUUUGGGAGUCAGCCAAAGGCUGCAAAUGGGGAUUAUUUUGGUCCUUCACUGUUUCUUUGUGUGUUAUUAUGGAAGGUUACGAUUUGAACUUGCUCGGUAACUUUUUUGCAUUUCCCGAAUUCGCAAAACGAUAUGGUCAUUACGUUAGUCCAGAAGCUGGCUAUCAACUCACUCCAGCAUGGCAAGCUGGUCUUAAUAACGGUUCAGGAGUUGGUGCAUUCUUUGGUGCAUUUUUGAAUGGUUACCUUUCCACAAGAUUCGGUCAUAAACGUGUUUUGAUCGCAGCUUUGGCUGUUUUAUCGUGCUUGAUCUUUAUCACUUUCCUCGCUCAAUCUGCCGUCAUGCUCUUGAUUGGUCAAUUGUUGAGUGGUUUGACUUGGGGUAUCUUUGCAACGACUGCACCUGCUUAUGCGUCCGAGGUUCUUCCACUCAAUUUGCGCGUGUACAUGACUUCAUGGACAAACAUGUGUUUCAUCAUUGGUCAAUUAAUCGCUUCCGGUGUGCUUGCUGGCUUGGUCAAUCUUCAAAGUGAAUGGGCAUUCCGUAUCCCCUUUGCCUUGCAAUGGGUUUGGCCUGCAUUCUUGAUUCCUGUGUUAUGUUUUGCUCCCGAAUCACCGUGGCACUUUGUCAGAAAAGGCAGACCAGAAGAUGCCAAGAAAUCUCUUCAAAGAUUAUAUGGCAAAAAUGCAACUGAAGUUCAAAUUCAAGACACCUUGGCAGCAAUCACAAAGACAAACGCGUUAGAACAAGAGAUGGAAAUUGGUACAUCUUACCGUGACUGCUUCAAAGGCUUCGAAGCAAGACGAACAGAGAUCGCUUGUGUCUGCUUCGCAGGACAAGUGCUUUCGGGCUCAUCUUUCGCCUACAAUUCUACUUACUUCUUCCAGCAAGUAGGCUUGACAAGCGAUCAAACUUACAAGUUAAACGUUGGAGGAACGGGUAUGGCUCUAUUUGGCGCUUUCUGCAGUUGGAUUUUCGUUAUGCCUUACUUUGGCAGAAGAAGAAUUUAUUUGACCGGUAUGGGAUUCUGCGUUAGUGUACUGUUUAUUAUUGGUAUUUUGAACACUCAGACAGACAAUAAGCAUGUUGGACUUGCUCAAGCUGUUUUGACUUUGCUUUGGACAUUUGGCUAUCAACUUUCUAUGGGUCAAUUAGGCUGGUCAAUUCCAGCUGAAGUUGGUUCAACUAGAUUACGUCAAAAGACCGUUUGCAUUGCUAGAAAUGCUUAUUAUGUUGUUUCGGUUAUCUCGCAAGUUUUGCAACCAUACUUCAUGAAUCCAACAGCAUGGAACUUACGCGGAUAUACCGGCUUUUUCUGGGGCGGCACCGCUUUACUCACUUUUAUUUGGGCGUUCUUCCGUUUGCCCGAACUCAAAGGUCGCAGUUACGAAGAAUUGGACGUUCUCUUUGCUCAAGGCGUACCUGCAAGGAAGUUCAAGACUACCGAAGUUAGCACAAUCCAUGCAAAAGAGACAAAGUAUGUCGAAAAAGACCUUAACCAAUCUUGA